CGGAAGUUGUGUAUGAGAGCCAGGUGUGUUUUAUUCUGCUCCAGCAGGUGGCGGUAGUGCACCUUUACGCUGGUCAUCGACCACCGGAAAAAGCAGAAACCGGAAGCUGCUAGCAGAGCUAGCUUGUUGUUGUUGUGGUGUGUGAGGAGAACAUUUGAGGCUCUGCAGUAAAAACGUCUUCACUUCAGUCUCUGGGAGAGUUGAUCAGCUAAAGCGACUAACUGCUGCUGCUGCUGCAGAAAUCUUCUCACCAGGCGGUGGAAACUUUCUUCUCCUCCUCAACAACUUGGCGGAGUUCUUUCCAGAACCAGAGAAGAUAUUCUGCGGUCUUCGUGACAAUCGGAGCUCCAGAAUCAGGUUGUGGCUGUUAGCUAAACACGGCUAAAGAAAACCUGCUACCACUUCAGGAUCAUCCAUCAGCUGAGACGGAUUCAUCGUGUGUUCACCACCUGGACCUGGACAGCAUGGACACAGAUGUUCCACAGCUGGCGCUGGUUAAAGAAGAAGCUCCUGAAGAACAGAGUGCUGGUGUGAACCAGCAGGACCCAGAACACCUCCACAUAAAGGAGGAACAGGAGGAGCUCUGGACCAGUCUGGAGGGAGAGCAUCUCUGUUUGAAGGAGGAGACUGAAGCUGUCGGGUCUCCUGUUACUGCUGCUUCUAUAAAGAGUGAGGAUGAUGAAGAGAAACCUCUGGUCUCACAGCUUCAUCAGCAGCAAAUAGAAGACAGAGAUGUUCCAACCAGCAGCUCAGCUGACCAGAUGGCAGCAGAAACUGGUGGAGGAGCAGGAACUAGCAGGAACCCAGAUCUGAACCCUCAUGAACAAACAUCUGAUUCUUCAGAGACUGAAGUUAGUGGAGAUGAUGAUGAUGAUGAUGAUGAUGAAGAUGAUGAUGAUGUGAAUCUGGACUCUGAGCUGUCAGACUCUGGGUCUGAAACUGGAGAUGAAGAUGAUGACUGGAAUGAGAGCAGGUCUUCUGAGUCAGAUGUUUCAAGGAAGAGAGAAGAAACGGAUGACAAACCUCUGCUCUUACAUUUCCACAACCAUCAAAUGAAAGACGGAGGUGUCCCAACCAGCAGCUUGGCUGGGCAGAUGACAGCAAAAGUUGGUGGAGGAGCAGAAACUAGCAAGAACCUAGAUCUGGACCCUAAAGAAAAGACAUCUGAUUCUUCAGAGAUUGAAGUUAGUCGAGAAGAUGAAGAUGAUGUGAAUCUAGAUUCUGAGCGUUCAGACUCUGGGCCUGAAACUGGAAACGGAGAUCAUGGCUGUAAUGAGAACAAGUCUUCGGAGUCAGAUAUUAGGACCGUCAACAAAUCAUUUAGCUGCCCUGUGUGUGGUACACAGUUCCUCCACCAGUGGUCACUUCAGGAACAUGUGAGAGUGACAAGUCAUUCAGCAGUAAGGUCUUCAGAGCGUUCGGUUAAUACAAAAUGUGUGAAAGAGAAGCAACAUGGAGGCUCAUGUAGAAAAGUCCAGAAAGAACCAAAAUCAUUUAGUUGUGAUGACUGUGGAAAAAGAUUUAGCCAAAAGUCCAGUUUAACCCGUCAUAUGAGAGUCCACACCGGGCAGAAGCCUUUUGCCUGUGAGCUCUGUGGAUACAGAUGUACCCAUAAGGCAAGUUUAAACACACACAUGAGAGUCCACACAGGAGAUAAGCCGUUUGCCUGUGAGCUCUGUGGAUACAGAUGUAGCCAUAAGGCAAGUUUAAACACACACAUGAGAGUCCACACAGGAGAGAAGCCUUUUGCCUGUGAGCUGUGUGGAUACAGAUGUACCGAUAAGGCAAAUUUAAACACACACAUGAGAGUCCACACCGGGCAGAAGCCUUUUGCCUGUGAGCUCUGUGGAUACAGAUGUACCCAUAAGGCAAGUUUAAACACACACAUGAGAGUCCACACAGGAGAUAAGCCUUUUGCCUGUGAGCUUUGUGGAUACAGAUGUACCCAAAAGGCAAGUUUAAACACACACAUGAGAGUCCACACAGGAGAUAAGCCUUUUGCCUGUGAGCUCUGCGAAUACAGAUGUACCCAUAAGGCAGGUUUAAACACACAUAUGAGAGUCCACACCGGGCAGAAGCCUUUUUCCUGUGAGCUCUGUGGAUACAGAUGUACCCAUAAGGCAACUUUAAACACACACAUGAGAGUCCACACAGGAGAUAAGCCUUUUGCCUGUGAGCUUUGUGGAUACAGAUGUACCCAAAAGGCAAGUUUAAACACACACGUGAGAGUCCACACAGGAGAUAAGCCUUUUGCCUGUGAGCUCUGCGAAUACAGAUGUACCCAUAAGGCAAAUUUAAACACACACAUGAAAGUCCACACAGGAGAGAAGCCGUUUGCCUGUGAGCUCUGUGGAUACAGAUGUACCCAUAAGGCAACUUUAAACACACACAUGAGAGUCCAUACAGGAGAGAAGCCGUUUGCCUGUGAGCUCUGCGAAUACAGAUGUACCCGUAAGGCAAAUUUAAACACACACAUGAAAGUCCACACAGGAGAGAAGCCUUUGCCUGUAAGCUGUGUUGACAAAGAUUUAGCCGAAAGACAAAGUUAAAGAGACAUACGAGCAUCCACACAAGGCUCGAGGGAUUUAUUUAACAACAGUACUUCCAAAUGUACUAUUUGGUUUUUUUUACAACCUUAAUAUUAGUCUUGUACCUCUGCUCAACUAUCGUUGAUCGGCCCUUGAGCCACCUCUUCUUUUGAUUUUCAUUUUCAAAUCUCCUUUGUUUUUUAAACUCAGACCUUAACCAAACAUUUGAGAUGUUCAUUCAUGAAUUCUGAAUACAAAAAAAAUAUUACUUAAAGAUUAAGAAAAAACUGUUAUACCCUCCUGUAUUUAAGAAACAGACAAGAUAACAGACACAUGAUGGUUGUAGUACAUAACCCACUGCAGUUUAAAGCUGUUAGAUACCGGUGGCGUCUGCUUUAAACAAUUUAUCUGUAUAUAAAAUAAUAGCAUACAAUGUUGUAAUAACUGCAGCUUAAAAAUAAUGUGUCUUUAUUCAUUUGGAGCCCCUAAGAAGAAAUCCCACCUUAAAGGCUGUGGAGAGACAGCUGGGACUGUUGUCAAGAAGUCAUAAAUUACAAGGCGGCUCUGUGGAGACUCCAUUCUCCUAUAAUAGCAUUUUGCUAUUCUAAGCAGGCUUAGGAAUGUGCCUGUACCAGAGUUUUUAGGGAUGUUGUUACAGAGUUAUAAGCAGUGGACAGAUGCUGGAAAGACAGAACCACUUUUGGGCUGCAUGGUUCUCCACCGGUGUACCGAUGCUUGUAUUAACAUGGACUAGAUUGUAAUAAUCCGGUUAUCUUUUUAAACUCAAACUUUGCCAUGAUUGAGUCCUAGCACUCCAAGAAACAGCUCAGCAUGAAAAUUAACCACAUUUCCUUUAUUUCUGAUGACACAACUAAGCACUGCUGGUGGACGAUUAAUCACAGACACUUAGCACUUCUGCAUGCGUUCUGUAUUCAGUGUGAACGACGCUUCACGCCCUCUCUCAGUAGCGCAGCAUCAUGCGUGUUGGGUAAUUUUUAUAUUACUGCCAUAUUACCUCAAAGAAAGUUUAGAACACACACAGAGGGAUUAGAUUGAUAAUUUGGUAAAUUGUAAUCCUGCCAACAACAAACAACAACAAAUACUUUGCAAAGGGUGAGAGAAAUCAAAUACACACCAGAGACGGAGGUCAGUUUGCUCUCACCCUUAGGCAAAGCCUUGGAGCUCCUUUUAUUUAGGAAGGCACACCCAGAAGUUACAGAUAAACCCACACACACAAUUCUUCAGAACCAGCUGACCGGGGUAACCUAAUCAACAGAUUGUUGGACCUUCAUCUGUUCUCAGGAAGUUACAGAUAACAGGAGGGUGAUCAAAUAGGUCAUUCUUCACCACUCUAAAAUGUAAAAUAAAAUUGAUGACCCUCCGUUUAAACAAACACCUACACUUACAUCAAUAACCCUGUGACGUCAAAAUCAGUUAUAUCCAUCAGUGCGGUUGUCCUGUUCUGAUUUUUUUCAUGUAGUUGUGGUUUAGGCAUUUUUUUGCCAUUAUCACUGAUAAAAGCUGUGGGUUUAUUCACUUGUGAAUGAAUUAAGCAAUACAGAUCACAGUCCAAUGUUUUUGUUUUGUUUAGAUUUUUAAGUAAGGUUCAGCAAAUGCUGUCGAAUCACUGAACGCCAUCAUCUGGGAAGUGAAAUAUGAACUGUUUCAAAGUACCGCUGUAAUGGGCUUGCAUACCACUAGGCAGAAGAAAAAAUAUUUGCAUUUAGAGUCUCACUCACUGAUUGGCUCUGCCACGUCAGGCUAACGUAUGAUUGGCUGUCCCUCUAACUCGCUGCCAUGGAGACGACAGACCGGUGUUUUGCCUGUCUGCAGGAGUCUGCGUUCAUCUACCUGUAAGUUUUUAUUCAGCCUGCAUCACGUCAGCUGGAUGGAUUUUAACCUCAGAGCUUUUGUUUACAUUAACAUUUGAGUCCAUGUGUGUGUGUGUGUGUGUGUGUGUGUGUGUGUGUGUGUGUGUGUGUGUGUGUGUGUGUGUGUGUGUGUGUGUGUGUGUGUGUGUGUGUGUGUGUGUGUGUGUGUGUGUGUGGAGCAGAGUUAGCAUAUCAGACAGAAAAGUGAACAUGAGAGACUUCUUCUGAAGUGAAACUAGAAAAACACAAGAACCACGUUAUUUCUCAUCUAGAUUCUCCGCGUCAUAACUUCUGAAUGACUGAUGGAAUUAAAACAAUUCCAACGGUUUCAAAAAGGACAUAAAACGAGCUUUCCAACGAUGUAAUUCAGGUUACUCCAAAAAUCGCUAUUAGAGGGAAACCGGCUUUGCAGCGUCACAGACAGAAACGGAGCGAACCGUGACGGGAGAGCGGAACGACCCGGAGGAGAUCAUCUGAUCAUCUGCAUCAGCUUUUAUAACGUUAUGGAAACGUCACACAGAAAAUCCACCUGGUUGGUCAGGUGUCCCAGAAGUUUCUGUAGCUGGUGACACGAUGGACAAAUUACAAUCACACUUGUUUUUAUUUGAACACUCAACUAUUUACUAAAUGAUUCAGCUUCAUUCCAGCAUUAUUUAUACUUACAGUAAAUAUUAAUUUAGCUGAAAAUAGAAAUUUAUAUCAGUGCAGAAUUUUAUUAGUUAAGUUUAUGUCAUGAAAUGUUUAACUUUCACAUGUUAUUACCAUGUAUGUGGCUUAUUGAUCUUUAUAAUGCUGGUAGGAAUGUAGCUACAGUUGUGAUGAAUGUUUGUUUAUUUAAGGACCGUGUACAAUAUUAAACAUACAUAUUGAAAUUUGA
This is a messenger RNA of Nothobranchius furzeri (turquoise killifish), 5276 nucleotides long. Its product is annotated as gastrula zinc finger protein XlCGF57.1-like. Lineage: Eukaryota; Metazoa; Chordata; Actinopteri; Cyprinodontiformes; Nothobranchiidae. Gene Ontology annotation, molecular function: RNA polymerase II cis-regulatory region sequence-specific DNA binding; DNA-binding transcription repressor activity, RNA polymerase II-specific. Gene Ontology annotation, biological process: regulation of transcription by RNA polymerase II. Gene Ontology annotation, cellular component: nucleoplasm. The record is from RefSeq and is a predicted model, not a curated record.